Messenger RNA from Paramuricea clavata, 3586 nucleotides. The record is from the annotation of a GenBank genome assembly. NCBI's taxonomy places the organism in Eukaryota, Metazoa, Cnidaria, Anthozoa, Malacalcyonacea, Plexauridae.
AUGCCUCCAAGAGAACGAAAAAAUCGAUUUAAAAUUAAAUGUUUAGAAUGUGGUGUUGAAAUGGAUUUUGAUUACAAGAAAAAGCAUAAUUCAAAAAAACACCAUGAUUUGCAGAAACAGCGUAAAGCUAUUCGCUACGAAGUAGUUGGGGCGCCCAAAAAUCCGUUUGACACAGCCGCUCGGAAAGUUGCCGUUGUUUCGACGAAACCGACUGCUGAAUCGAGUGCGGACACAGAGACUAAGAACAAAGAAAAUACGGACAGUGUGAGCUCAGAUGAAGAUAUUCCCUCAACAUCAAGAGAAGAAGUACCAUCAUUCGUGCGUGAUGCGCGUGGCCCAGCAUUAGAAAUAUCCAUAGAAAAACGAGGUUGGAAUAAAAUCGAAAACGAACCGGAUCAAACAAUCCAAGAAGCAAAGAAGCAGAAAAUAGAUAAGGAUUCAAUAAGUGAUGUUCUCGUCGAAACUAACACUCCGGACUUUCCAGAAGAUGACAUAAGCAGUGCUGCCAGUACAUCGUCUCAUUCAUCAUCGAACUUUCAGUUUAAUGACCCUAUUCAACCCAUGCUAUCGUUGGUAAGUCAUCUUCAAUGCACUUUCAUAAAUUUAUGUCUUUAACGUCUUGGACUUUGUAGAAUUUUGGAAGAAAUGUACAAUCAGUGACAAAACAGUUUGGACAAAAUACCAAAAGAGCGUACAUUUACAACACAAUCGACCCCCCGCACCUCCGUUCAAUGUUGUGUGUGGAAAUACCUGCGCAAAAUGUUUCUUGCCAGCCACCCAACAUUGUUUAGGGUGGGGGAGGGAGGGAUAAUCGUUUUAUGCUGAACAGAAUUUGGAAAGGCGCAGAUAUGUCUAUAUUAUAUCACUGUCCAAAAACCUUUUGUCACUGAUUGUAGGCAUAGUGUAAAUCCUUGUAAUUUUAUUAGGAUGAUGGACCUGAACAGUCAACAAUAGAAGACCAUGAAUUAGCGGGCAUGUUGGGAGAAAUUCUUGAUGUGCUAAAAGAGGCCCAAGAUUUGCACGAAUCGUUCGCGUCUGAAGAUUAUAGCCAAGAUGUAUUUAUUUCAACUAUCGAGAAGUUUGCGUCAGAUUUGAAAGAAAAAUGUCACUUGUUAUUGUCAUCGUCAAAAGAAGCUUUAACUUGUGAAGAAAACGUUCUGAAGCAAACGUCGGAAAAAUCAGUUGAAGAGGAGUCUUCUAUCGUGACAAACGAUCCAGCAGAACGUAUUGGGGUAAAGCUGAAUGAGUCACAAAAGAAUUUUCUAAUAGCCUUGGGACCUUGUCAGCCGAUUCUUGAAAGUUAUCCAACGAACCAGACAAUCGCUAAAUCGAAACAAAAUUCGUUUACAUCAAAAUGGUACGAAUCAAUGCCUUUUUUGGAAUACAGUCCAACUCUGGAUCGAGCUUUUUGUUUUGCCUGCAGCCUGUUCGGGGAGGGUUCUGGGACAUCAUGUUCAUGGACAAAAGAUGGAGCAAACCGCUGGGAUAAGAUGAAAGGCCGGGGGAAAAGCAAGCAAGGAAAACUGGUACAGCACUUCACUAGUGCAGCUCAUAAAGCAUCGGUUGAUCGGUUCGAUAUUUUUUCAAAAAGAAGUCACCACGUCGAUGUAGCAUUAUCUAAUGCGAGAAAGCAAUUACUUGCCCAAGAAGAGCGGGAACGUCUGCACAAUAGAGAAGUCAUUAAAGUUAUUCUAGAUUGUUGUAGAUACUUGUCAAGACAAGCCCUUGCUUUUCGUGGUGGCGAUGAUGAUCUAAAUGGAAACUUCAGACAAUUAGUAAACCUAUUGUCACGCUGGAUUCCUUUUCUAAAAACCUGGUUGACCACAGCCCAUUUGCGUCCAAACCGUGUCACUUACUUGAGUGGUAAAUCCCAGAAUGAAUUGAUCAACCUUUUAGCAGUUGAAGUGCGCAACAUUUUAACAGAACAAAUACGUUCUUCGGCUGUUUACGCUGUACUUGCUGACACAACACCCGAUGUUGCUCAUGCCGAUCAAAUAUCUUUAAUUAUACGCUAUGUGGACGCAGAGUUUCGCAUCCAAGAACGGCUUCUCAAAAUAUCAGAGAUCUCUUCUAAAACCGGUGAUGGAUUUUCUCAAAAGGUUCUAGCAAUGGUAACAGAAUUGGGUAUUCCCCAUGCUGGUAUACGUUUUCAGUGCUAUGAUACAACAGCUUCGAUGUCCGGGGUUUACAAUGGGGCACAAGCGAAGUUAAGUGAGCAUUUGGAGCGAAAAAUACCCUACAUUACUUGUCUUGGUCAUAAAACAAAUCUUUGCGUCGAACAUUCCUGUAAAUCUUCCGUUAUGAUCGAGGAGUUUUUUACCACAUUGCAAGAGCUUUAUAACUUCCUAACAAAAAGCACAAGUAGAUUCGGAAAAUUAAAGAGCAAAAUCGAAAGUUUACAGGAAGGGCUCAUCAUGAAGAAUCUUUCGCAGACUCGAUGGAUUGGCAGAGCUGAGUCAAUCAAAGCUGUAUGGGUCAGUUAUGAAACGGUGAUUGGCACUCUUCACGAUAUACACGAGUGUGAUGAAACAGAUGGUGAUGCCAAAAAGACUGCCACAAAUUUAUUAGACAAAUUAAAGUCAUUCGAAUUUUAUGUCAGUCUUUUGUUUAUGAAGAACGUGCUUUACAAAGCGAAGAUUGUGGUGAUGGAAGUGCAAGAAAUCGAGCAAGAUAUCCUAGCAAGUGUCGAAGUACUACAGCAAACUCGAAACGAAAUGCUUCGCAUGCGCGAAGAUGAUGUUGCUAUGGAGGGAAUUAUAUCAGCAGCAACCGAGAAAUGCGAGUCCUAUGGAAUCAAUGUGGAGUACGAAUUUUCAAAACGACACCGACCACGGAGAGCACCUGCCCGUUUCGACGAAAAUUUUGCCACUGCUACUGUGCCUAGCUUUAGCCAACACUAUCGGAAAGAAAUGUUUAAGGUAUUAGAUCGUCUUGUAUCGGACAUAAACGAAAUUGAUGAAUAUUUAUCUGAUAUUGUGCUACCUAUAAUUAUUUUGCUUCCAGCAAAUUUACCCAAUUGUUCCAAGCAAGAAGUGGAAAAUUUAUGCGCAGCAUUUCCACAGGACUUCAAAGAUCCAGACGCUAUGUGUGCAGAGAUUAAGUUAAUAUCUUCCGAUAUCGAGAAAAGUGGUGCCAAAAAUCUGAAGGAAGCAGCGAAGUGUGUACUUGGAAAACAACAGUUUUAUCCCAACCUGACGAAAGCGUACCAGCUUGCAUUAACAAUUCCAGUUUCUGUCGCAAGUAAUGAGCGUUCAUUUAGUAAACUAAAACUUGUUAAAAGCUAUUUGCGAUCAACGAUGAAAGAAAACCGUCUUGACGACUUGAUGAUUUUAUCUUCAUCUGUAGAUAUAUUAGACGAACUUGAGUUGGAUAAAGUAGCUAACUCGUGGUCUUUAUAUAAAUCAAGAAUGAUAAAAAUCUAGUUUUGCUAAAAUCAUUAUUAAUUAAUUCCUAAGGUAUAUGAUAUGUGCAAUAGGUACCAUACUUGAAAAUUACCAAAUAUGUAUACUCAAAUUACAACUUUUAUCCUAUAAAAAUUUGUAUUGUAAUGUUCGACAAUUGGAAAGGGAAACGCCCUUUUCGUCGG